GGGAGCGCAGCCGGGGCGGCGGGGCGCACCGGGGAGCGCCGGCCCGCCGCGCCGAGCGGAGCGGCGCCCUGCAGCGUUUCAGGAGUGCCUGAUUAACAUAAAAGCCAACAUGAAUGUAGGAACAGCGCACAGCGAGGUGAACCCCAACACCCGUGUCAUGAACAGCCGGGGCAUCUGGUUAUCCUACGUCCUUGGAAUUGGCCUGCUGCACGUCGUACUCCUGAGUAUCCCCUUCUUCAGUGUUCCUGUGGUUUGGACUCUUACUAACAUCAUUCACAACAUGAGUAUGUACAUCUUCCUACAUACCGUGAAAGGAACGCCUUUUGAGACCCCAGAUCAAGGGAAGGCUCGGCUGCUCACGCACUGGGAGCAGAUGGACUACGGCGUGCAGUUCACAGCAUCGCGCAAGUUCCUGACCAUCAUGCCCAUUGUACUGUAUUUUCUAACGAGCUUUUACACAAAGUAUGACCGGAUACACUUCAUAAUCAACACCAUCUCUCUUAUGAGUGUCCUGAUUCCCAAACUGCCCCAGUUUCAUGGAGUCCGGAUCUUUGGGAUCAACAAGUACUGAACUGCUUGGAUGGAAUGAAUUGAAGAGGAGCAGGGGAGAGGGGGAAAUUCCUUCUCUUUAGUCCUGUUUUCUUCACCCUCAUGCACACUGGGAUAUAGUUUCAUGGCGGCUGUUUAAAUGCAGUAUCCAAUAGACAUAUACCGCAUGCUGGAUCCUCAUGCCCAAUAAAUCUAAACAAGCUCCAGAGUAGAGUUUAGUGCAGAGCAGGAUACAUGAUGCUGGAUUUCUUUUAUUCCAGUGUCAUCAAGUAGAUGCAGAUACACUGAGACUUCAAGGUACAAAGAUGAUGAAUUCUGGGGAGAUUUUCAUCUAUCCCAGAGACUGAAUGAAAAGUACAGGGAUGAGGGGAAAAGCUUCUAGUGCUGGUACUAUUGCUGUGGUAAAUGCACUUUAGAAUAUGUUUCCCUUUCUGAAGCUAGGUGCUUUAAGCGAUAUGUGGGGAAAUUCAAAGGGAUACAGCCAGACUUUCCCAAUACUUGAUUGUUUUUAGGGUAAGGAUUUCAUAUUUGGGUGGGGAGUGAGGGAGAAGAAAAUGACAGAUUUUUAUUUUAAAACCUUUAUCCCACUGAGAAAGGAAAUUCUUUUACUGAGAAGAAUACAGGAAGGAACGACCUGCAGUUUGACAGAGUUUUCAGUUUUCUAUGGUACCAUUCAUGUAGUUCAGGGGAAAAGUCCUAAUCAGACCCUAAAUCAUGCUGGUUAUUUUCAGCUCAUACCAGAAUCUGAGUAACUUUGCUCCCCACCCUAAACAACCCAUUUUAAAGCACUCUUGAGCACUACCUGACUGCUCACUGUGAGCGUCUGGAUUAAGGGGCAGGGUGCAAGUUAUUCUAAUGAUCAACUAGAAGUGUCACUGAGCUACUUGGUACAUGGAGAUUGUAUAAGGAUGCCAGAAACUGAAGACUGACAGGUAUAGGCCAAAUGAGACACAGAUGGCUGCUUGAUACAGGCAGUUAAUGGCUGUGAUUGGAAUUUUUCUCCUCCAGCCAGCAACUUGGCCUCCCAGGUUUAUGUACGUUACCAACAUCUGCCAGUUCUCCAGUUAGCUGUGGACUUAACUCAGCAUCUCACUUCUCACCAGGGAAAGUGUUUGAUUUCUGACUUAACCUGGAAGUUUGUCCUCUAUGCACAAUGUCUUGCCAAAGUACUGCAGCAGCAUCCCCUGGCCCUCAAAUGACCACUGGAAAGGUAAGGGAGCUGUAGGACAGCUGUACUAACAAAUAGCACCAGCAGCAGACAGCUAACUGAAUUGACCAACAGAAGAAUGUAAUAGGUCACUGAAGAUAACUGAUGAUUUAGUACAGAAAUAGUAUUAAGCUUUCUCCCCAUAAAAUUAUCCACCUAAAUAAAAUAGGUUUGCAGGUUUAGAUCUCCUGGUUGAGAGGUCUUUCUAUUGUUCACAAAGCAGUAGGUUUUUAUUUUGGGUUGUGUGCUGGUUGAAAUGUGUUAUUCCUCAUGCUUCCCCCGGAAAGCCUGUAUUUUUGUUGUCUUAGUGCUUAUAUUAUCUCACAUUUUUGACAACAAUAUAAACAUUUUAAAUAUGGUAUUUUUGUUCCUGCAUUAGCCAAGUAUAGCCAUAGAGGUCAGUGGGCAACAGAGUGAAUACUGAUGACUUGAUGGUCUCAGCAAAGGAUAGAGACAGAAGAACUUCAAGUUUGCAUAUAAGGUCUAGUAAUACUCCAUGCAUAAUUUUGGGCAAGCUGUUUUACUUCUGUCUCAGAUUUACUGUCAGACUGCUGUAGAGAAAGGAAAAAAAAAAAAAACUUAUAUGUGUCUCAGAGGGCUGUUGUAAUACCUAGAGAAGCAUUAUCCAACAUGUUUGAAAUGGAAAUAUUUUAAGUGAAAAGGAAGCUCUUGAGAAGAUAGACAGAAGAGUGAGUCUGGCUUGAUACCUGAGCGCUAUUCUCCAGCAAGGGAGUUUGACAGAUGUCUAACUUGGUUUGUUUUUUUAAAAAAAACCUUUUAACCACAAUGACAUAGAGAUUGCUGCUUUAGUUAAGGUACUAUAUACCCUAAAGCUAAUAUACUCUUUAAGCUACUCGACAAUGACUUUUUAAAUAAAAUAUUGUUUUCAAAUUAGAGCUAGUUCUUCAAUCAGCUAAGUAUCUUUGAUACUGUUGAUUUCUUAGUCAUUUUAAUGUCUUGAAUGCCUGUAGAAGGACUGCUACCUUCACAUUUGUAGAGUCUUUUCUUAACAGGAUGGCAAAGUCAAUAUCUAUGAUGUAGACUGUAUGGUGCUUAACAAAUCUGAAUGUCUGACAGCUCAUGGAAUGUGCAUGCUAUUGGCAAAUCUUCUCCAGAGGAAAGAGCACAAUUCAGUUACUUAGGUAGAACUGGGGGAGAGGGGGGGAGAUAUCCACUUAUCUGCAACAAAAACAAUUGAUUUACCAAGGAUACUUUUGCUUAAAAACAGUAUUCCAACAGAUAUAUGUACUUCUGCAAGUACAUGCACAUUACACAAAAUGAGAUCAAUUUUGACAUUCUCAGCAGAAUGAAGUUAAGGGUCAGAUUUUCAUAAUGAAAUACAGCGCUGUAGCUUCUUUGAAGGCCUUGCUGUUACAACAGCUGAGGAUCUGAACAUACAUUAUUUGUACUCUUAAUUGACACUAUGGACAUUUGAUUCUAUUUUGCUGAAUUAAAGAUUUACUGCAAAACAAUAGAAUGGGAUUACAAGCUUCUUAAAAGAGCAUUUCCUAAAGCCUAAAAUUUCUUGUUAGACAAAGCCUUAAUUAUAAUAGCAAACUUUUCUGAUUUACUUUGUUCACACUGAAAUGAAUUAAAAUAGCCAUUACACAUAUAUAUUUGAAGUUACAUGGCAAAUUACAUUCUUUACAACAUAGGCACAACAUUUUUGCCAUGGAAUAUCUGAAAGUUAACUUGGACUCAUACAGUUAGUCCAAUAAAGUGAAGUAUAAAUGAAAACAGGAGAAAUAUGGAAAAGAGUAAAAACUGAAGAAACAUUUCAUUUUAAUUUCAUAGUAUGUUAAGUAUCUAGAUAAGGAAGAUCCUAUCAGAUCAAUAAUUGUUCAAAUAGCUAUUAAUCUUAAGAUGCCAUCUUCAGGGUAAGUAUGACAACUAAUAAAAAUGGAAAACAAGCCACAGAUUAAUUUUAAUUAAGCCACAGUUGCAAUUGCUACUUGCUAGGUGUACGCAAGUUAGGUUUAACUUAGAGCUCUGGUACUGCUGGUUGAGCCACCUUCAUACACAAGUUUUGUGGCUGGCUCCUUCCUGUCAGUGUCAAGGACAACAAGCUAUACCUGACCUAACUUCUUGUUAACUAUCUCCACUGCAACAGUGUGAAAAUAACAGAGUUUUGGGUCUCCUGGAACUCUGCACCAAAACUACUUCUGUUUUAAUCUUUGUUUUAUAGAAACAAGAGUUUAGUCCUAAGGCUAAUCAUGGACACAAAAAAGUUAAAGAGGAUAAUCAAAACACUAAAACUCCUAUGGGAUAAGUCACUUCAAAGAAAAGGAACAUCAGGAUAAAAGACAGGAUGAGGGACCUUCAGACACUACUGUAUUUGCAGCUAGCAUAGCAGUGAUACAAGAGUGAAGCCUACCUUUUGCAUAGAGAACCAGAAUGUGAGUGAAAAGACUGUCCAUUAAUUCUUCUAGACCACAGGAUCUUCUCCAAGUACCUGCCUGAAAGAGAGAGCUGAUUGUUACUGAUUUUAAAUGAGAUUUUGAUCACAACACAGGUGACAUUUUCUGCUAAGCUUUGUACUGGCUCCCUGCACAGUGACUAGGGUAAGCUUCAGCUGGAGAAUUAAAGGCAGACUCCAUUGUGUGACUGAGAAACAAAGAAUGGACAAGUAUGUACUUAAAAAUGCUUUUCAUUUUUGUUUUGCUGUGGAUGGAGAAAGGAAAGUUUUUGAAAAGCACCACUAGAUGAGUUCACAGGCACUGGCAAAAACCAUCCCUUUGCCCAAUCUUGUGGGCAAAAGCUGCUCUACGCUGUUGUUAAGACUAUGUACUUACUCAGUACAAAAAUCAUUGCACCAGGGAAAGUCACAAAACAAUCAAGUAUUACCAGCUUCCUGUUUCUGAAUUAGGGAUCAUGUCUUGCAAUUCAUUUAAUACAGCUAACGAGAUGUCAUGGAGCCCAACACUUUGCAGGAGAAAGCCUUUUAAAAAAAAAUAAUAAUAAUACCCUGAGAUCCAGGGCUACUUAAUUUCAGAGUAUUUUUCUUUUUUUAUUAUUAUUUUUAAUAAAAGCAUGGUACUGGCCCUUGAAAAAGGGACAGCAGCUGGGUUAUCAUUGUUAACACAUUAAUAUUUCCUGUUAUGACUUACAUUGCUUUAUCAUUGCCCACAAUAUGUAUUUUAAGCAUGCAAGUGUGUGUAUGUAUGUAUGUAUGUAUGUAUCCAUCCUCCCUGGAUCAAUUUAAGCAAGCUAAAUUAGUUUUUUAUGGAACAUUUUCACAUUGUACAUAGUUUUAGGGUUUUUUUCCAGUAGCCCUCCUUUUUGCUGUGUAUACAAAAGUCUCAUCUAGAGAACUUUCUAAACUAAAGUGUGAAUAUUUUUAUUACUCCUUUGUACAGCAUUCUAAGAGAAACUAAUAAAGCAAGUAUUCGUGUAAAAA
Messenger RNA from Rhea pennata, 5153 nucleotides. RefSeq names its product ORMDL sphingolipid biosynthesis regulator 3 (gene ORMDL3). The record is from RefSeq and is a predicted model, not a curated record. The transcript is spliced from 4 exons. Lineage: Eukaryota; Metazoa; Chordata; Aves; Rheiformes; Rheidae. Gene Ontology annotation, biological process: sphingolipid biosynthetic process; ceramide metabolic process; intracellular sphingolipid homeostasis. Gene Ontology annotation, cellular component: endoplasmic reticulum membrane. The coding region runs from base 110 to 571 and encodes 153 amino acids.